UUGCUACAGCCGGAGCUGGGGGGCGGCGGGCGCUGCCUGCGGAGCCGGAGGCGGUGCGCCAUGGAGGGGCUGGAAGAAAAUGGAAGUGUGGUCCAAGUUGGAGAAUUGUUGCCCUGCAAGAUUUGUGGAAGGACAUUCUUUCCUUUAGCACUGAAAAAACAUGGACCCAUUUGCCAGAAAACUGCCACUAAAAAACGGAAGACUUUUGAUUCAAGCAGGCAAAGAGCUGAAGGAACUGAUAUUCCCACAGUUAAACCUCUUAAACCCAGGCCAGAACCACCAAAGAAACCAUCUAAUUGGAGAAGAAAGCAUGAGGAAUUCAUUGCCACCAUAAGAGCAGCAAAAGGCCUUGAUCAGGCCCUUAAAGAGGGUGGUAAACUUCCUCCACCUCCUCCCCCUUCCUAUGACCCUGAUUACAUUCAGUGUCCAUAUUGCCAGAGGAGAUUCAAUGAAAAUGCAGCAGACAGACAUAUAAAUUUUUGUAAAGAACAGGCAGCACGGAUUAGUAAUAAGGGCAAGUAUUCUACUGAUUCCAAAGGAAAGCCAGCUUCUCGGCCUCAGUAUAAGCCAUCUCCACUUAAAAAAUCAAAUUCUCCUGGAACCACAUCAUCAGGAUCUUCCCGACUACCACAACCAAGUACUACUAGCAAAACUAUUGUAGGUGUGCCUUCGGGUAAAGCAUCUUCAGUUAACAAUACUUUGGGAAACAAAGCUCAGACCUUAUCUCCUUCUCAUAGAACAAUAGCAGCCCCUCAGGCAGGAGCUAACAUCAAAUCUCGAAAUACUACACCUCCAAGUCUGGCAAGAAAUUCUGCAGCAGGUGUACUUACCAACAAAAGGAAAACUUUCACUGAUAGCUACAUAGCCAGGCCGGAUGGAGACUAUACAUCUUCAGUAAAUGGUGGAAACAUUAAAAGCAUCGAGGGAAACUCAUCUGGACAUUUACCAAAAUUCUGCCAUGAAUGUGGGACAAAGUACCCUGUUGACUGGGCAAAGUUCUGUUGUGAAUGUGGCAUUCGAAGAAUGAUUCUGUGAACAGUCUAAAAAGCUAAGGGGCCGGGUUCAGAAUUUAAUGAUUAUUGCUGCUUGACAGCCUGGGCACUUCUUCCAGUUACAUUGUGCUAAAAGCUCUUUACAAUACCUUAGUCUUUGGAAUAUAGUCCUUAGGCUGUGUAAUGUCUUUAUAUAUGUGUAUGUAUAUAUAUAUUCUGUAUAUAAUAAAUCUCAUUCCUCCAGCCUGUGCCACUCAAGUAUGUGUUAAAAAAUAAGUUGAUAUGAGAUCAUUGUCUUCGGUGUUGCUCUUCAGUUGUUUAAAUACAUUAGUGUACUUGCACAAGCUCUCCCAUUCUAGUGAUGAACCUUGCAAGCUUUAGGAUAAUCACAUCUCUCAACAAGAAAUCAGAAGAGAUGCUGUCAUUGAUGCCUAUCACCAGUAGCAUCAUAGGAGAAUGGGAUACUGGAGAUUCUGUUACUGAAGAGAAUGUUGUUCAUUAUCAAUUGAUGUGAGGUCAUUUUCACAACUGAACUCUUUAGGAACUAGUGUUAAAUGCCUAAGAAAUGAUGAAAAGGAAAACCUGAGGUCCAUGUUGCCGGUAAUUUCAUGGAUUUUUAAUUACACAACCUGAUUAAAUUAGUAAAUAUAGUCUUCAUUCUGUGGACAUGUAGCUAUGCAAUCUCCUUUUCAUAAAUGACUGAGCAUUUAAAUGUAUCUUACUCUACUUACAACUGAAUUAUUAAAUUACCUCCAUCUUAGUUGGACACAUCUCUCUGUCAACUGUGUUCUGAGAUUUUAUUUUCCUUCUUUUGGCAUAACUUCUUUGAAGAGUAGUUUUAGGUUACUGCUACAGUGUUUGCAGUACUAAACAGAAUUAUUUAAGGUACACAGAUUUUUUUUUUAAUAUCUGACAUGCUUAAAAUUUUUAUUUCUAAAUAUGUGUUUAUAGGAAAUUAAUGCAUUUUAAAGCAAAUCAUCCCACCCAAUAAAUAAUUGUAGUACUCAUUAAUUUUGAGCAUGCAGACAAAACUGUUUUUUAGUUCCUUAUGGUUGGUAUAAAUGCAAGUACAUUGAAAAAAAUAUCUACUUUUUCCUAUUCAUAUUUUCUUUAGUGCUUAACGUUGAAACACCGUACUUACUACACUGAAAGUACUGAAAUGUUUUUCAUAACUGGCAAACAUAAGCACAGCUAGGAUAUAUAUUUUCUCUUCCACCUGACUGAAAUAGGUUUUGAUCACCUCACUUUCAAUGUAAGUACUUCCUGGUAGGUAGUACUUUGGCUUUGGCAGAGUAUGAUCCACAGUCCUAUAGUAAUCACUGUUCAGUUGAGUCUGAACUUUACCCUAAAGGGGUGCCAGCAACAUUUUGUGGUGAUGUGUUUCCUUUUUGGUUUUGUUUAUGAUUACGGAUGAAUGUAGACAUUGGUUGGAAUUUCAUUUCUGAAAUUUACUUCUUGCUUUCUGUUUUAUUUUACUUUGGGAAGGGAUUUUAAGCUUGAGGUAGUGAGUUUUCAUUUUGUUCACUUUAUGCUUCUUUCUGGUUAGAUUCCCCCCCCCUCCCUGCUUACCCUAUUUGGUCAUAUUGAUAAACCAAUUCAAAACUAGUCAGCUUGAGUAAGCAGUAAUGAAGACUGGUUAGAAGACUAAGAAGACAAUGUAGAUUUUCACUUUAGUAACUGCCUUUUUAAAAUUGGUUACAAAUAUCUGAAGAACUUUUAAUUUAUCAAUUUGUCUUUAUCUAGGAAUGGACAGUAUUUCUUUCACUUUGCAUUGUACUUAGAGGUGGAUAAAUUGGUUUUUUUAAAAACAGGCACAUUUUUUUGUCAUUGCCUUUUACAGUAGCAAAUAAAUGUUAAAAGCAUACUACCAAGAGAUGAGCUGGUCAAACACAUUCCACUGGAGAGCCCAGAGGUCACUGAAAGCACUGUCUGUGAAAUACAUGUUACAACGACUUUUAACACAUUUCUGUGGUCCGUACUUUACUCUCAUGUUAACGUGUUGUGCAAUAGUUUUUAAGGAGUCUUCCUAUGCACCGUUCAUUUUUAUUUAUUUGCACAAUUUUUGCAAGUGUGAUAGAAUGAAAAAUGAUUGUAAGGUUAAGUUAAAAUGGAAAAUUGUAUAUAGAUUAUUCUGAAAGGUAUUCACUUGAAAAAAAUAAGACCAUUGUGACUGCUGUUGUCUCCUAUUCACUUUUUUUUUAUUAUAAAUGAUAUAUUCAUUUCAAACCAAUAAAGACAAAAUAUAAGU
Psammomys obesus (fat sand rat) is the source of this 3240-nucleotide messenger RNA. It is a transcript of the gene Zc2hc1a, whose product is annotated as zinc finger C2HC-type containing 1A. The record is from RefSeq and is a predicted model, not a curated record. The transcript is spliced from 9 exons. Lineage: Eukaryota; Metazoa; Chordata; Mammalia; Rodentia; Muridae. Bases 61 to 1035 code for a protein of 324 amino acids.